Molecule: messenger RNA, 1194 nt
Organism: Colletotrichum truncatum
Lineage: Eukaryota; Fungi; Ascomycota; Sordariomycetes; Glomerellales; Glomerellaceae
Source: RefSeq, a predicted model, not a curated record
AUGUCCUCAGGACAGGAUCGCGGCCGACCGCUUGGAUCUGGUGCUGGAGCCAAGCGUAAAGCUGAAGAGGAUUAUUCCGACAACGCGCACACCAAGAAGUCUCGUCAGCGCAUCGAUAAGAUGACUGAGAAGCAGAAGGCACUUGAUCGCUCGAAGAAGUCGAUCAACCAGCAGAAAUCCCGCAAGCUUAAAGCCUUGAGGGCUAAAAGCUCCUACAUCAGUGCGUCUGCUGAUAAGCGCGCGGCCCUUGAGGCUAGGGAAAUCCAGCAAGUUGAUGCACGAUACUUCCUCAAAGGCAACCAUCCAGACCAGCUGCUAGCUCAGAUGACUGGCCCAGUCUCGUCUAGCUCCUAUAAUAUCGUCGAUGACGAUGAAGACGAGGCUUGGGAGGAUAUCCCUUUGAAUGAGAUUGAUGAGGCUACCCAGGAAAACCUGGAUGGAGUUGAGGGCAUGCUCAACUUUGACGUUGACCUUGAUAACCAGUUGCCGACCAUUAAUGUUGCUGAGCAGUCGAAUGCGAUUAUCGACAAGAUGAUCCAGGAAAACCAGAUCCGAGAAUACCAGUUCUUCCGUGAUACCUGGGAGAUGACUCUUAAGAUACUUUACAUCAAGGUCAAGCGGCUGAACAGCAAUCCUGCCUUUACCCUAGCUGCGAUGGAGGAUUAUAGCUUCAUUCGACCUGGCUUUAAAUUUCCAGUAGCUGGCGACAUCUUCACCAAAGAGGAAGUGCUUCUUUGGUUUGCACUCGCCAAGUACUGGCACCUGAACCGCUUGUCUAAGAAGAAGAAGAUACGCCUGGUUCUUAAUUCUUCUGUCAAGAAGAAGAAGACCCAAUUCGCACUCGCGCACCGCCCAGCCAUCAAGAUUCAAGGAUCUCUCUUCACUACAGCUCAGCGCCGAUAUGCCUCCACUCCAAAGCCUUCAGUGAAGGCUAUGUUCUCUGAGAUCAGUGACUCGAUGAUCAAGAAAGGUGUUUGGGAGCUUCUGGGCCCUGCUGAAGUUUGGGAAGAGUUUACUGCUCUCGAUAAAACAGCCAACAUCUUAUCUGCGAUGUAUAAGAAGUUCUCAGCUAUACUAAAGCUGAUACCAUUCUUCCUGAAGCUUGACCUUGCUCGGGAUAAAGCGCCAUACAACUGGCGUCAGGUCCAUGAGUUGGCUCAGAAGCUAACUCGUUUGCUUGACUUUUCUCUAUAA